This is a messenger RNA of Lottia gigantea (owl limpet), 1474 nucleotides long. RefSeq lists its product as hypothetical. NCBI's taxonomy places the organism in Eukaryota, Metazoa, Mollusca, Gastropoda, Lottiidae. The record is from RefSeq and is a predicted model, not a curated record. Gene Ontology annotation, molecular function: zinc ion binding; oxidoreductase activity. The transcript has 5 exons. Bases 340 to 1410 code for a protein of 356 amino acids.
GAUUCCUGGAAAGGGUUAUAGAAGGUUCGUUUAGUUAUUUAACAUGGAAAGAGACCACAAUUGAAACCUUCACUGCUUCAGUGUGAUGCUUUUCAGGUAGUACGACACGUCCCAUUUAUUAUUAUUCAACAAAGUAUAAUAAAAGGUGCUGGUAAGUGAAGGCCAUUAAUGUGAUCACUUAUCAGUAAGUGAAAAGUUGUUAUCUUUUGAAUAUCCUUGAAGUUAUACAAUGAGGUCGAGAUAAAUCAGUAUUCUAUCUUGAUUAUAAAGGCUUCGACGCUUGUUAUUUGUACUAAACUUUACAACAUAGUGCUAAAAAGAAUCAAUAAAUACUACAAUAUGGCUGAUAGGGAUAUACCUAAAACAAUGAAAGCAUUAGUAAAACGUGAUGAAAACGAUGGUUAUAGUUAUGAAGAUAUGCCUGUACCCCAGCCACAAGGUGAUGAAGUGUUGAUCAAGGUAGACUCAGUUUCAAUAUGUGGAUCCGAUAUUAAUCUAUAUAAAUGGAAUGAUGUUGCAAGGGUUAUUGCUAAAAUUCCAUUUGUGCCUGGGCACGAAUGUGCUGGAACUGUUGUUAAAUGUGGACCUGAAGCCAGUAUUCCUAUCGGUUCCAAAGUAGGCGUAGAAAAUCAUUUUUUCUGUGGUACGUGUCUACAGUGUAAAUAUGAAGAUAGAGGAAUAUGUCCUACUAUGGGUCAGUUUGGACAUGGUAAAAAGACAGAACAUGGUGGCUGUUCAGAAUAUACAAUCGUUUCUGCUAAAUAUCUGUAUAUAAUGAAGAGAAACAUGAGUGGUGAUGAGAUUGCUAUGUUAGAACCAUUAGGUGUAGCUCAUAAUGCUAUCGAAAAUUUGGAAGUGAAAAAUGAAGAUGUUUUAGUUAUUGGCUGUGGUCCUGUUGGUUUACUUGCUCAGCUAUGUGUCAAAGCACUCGGUGGUAGAAGGGUAAUAGCAGCCGACAUUGAUGAUAGGCGAUUGGAACUGGCUACAAAGCUUGGCGCUGACGUAGUAGUGAAUUCGGGUCGAGAAAAUUUGAAAGAUUUUGUGUACAAGUUUACUAAUGGUGUAGGUAUAGGUAGGUUAUGUGAAUGUAGUGGAGCUUCUUCAAUGGUGAACUCGUCAUUUUCCAUGUUGAGAAAAGGUGGCCAUAUUGUAAUGGUAGGUCUACCAAAAGAACCACUUCACGUGGAGAAUGUUUUAACAGAUAUCGUAUUUAAAGCCCUAACAUUGAAGACUGUACACGGUAGACGAGUGUAUCAUACAUGGGAAAAGAUAGAGAAGUUGGUAGCUGAUGGCAUCAUUGAUGUUAGCCCUAUUAUAACACAUAAAUAUAAGAUGUCUGAAUAUGAAGAAGCAUUUAAAACACUAUUUAGUGGUAAAGCAUGUAAAAUUGUUAUGGAUCCUUCCAAGUAACUAGAGUGUAACUUAAUUGAAUACAUACUAUAUAUAUAUUUAUACAGAUUAAAUUUAUGUAUUG